Molecule: messenger RNA, 381 nt
Organism: Olea europaea var. sylvestris
Lineage: Eukaryota; Viridiplantae; Streptophyta; Magnoliopsida; Lamiales; Oleaceae
Product: auxin-responsive protein SAUR50-like
Exons: 2
Coding region: 1-381 (126 amino acids)
Biological process (GO): response to auxin
Source: RefSeq, a predicted model, not a curated record
AUGAAAAUGGCUAAUAGGAAAUUAAAUAAGCUGUUACAAUUUGCAGUUUUAAAGCAGAUAUUAAAGAGGUGUUCAAGCUUGGGGAAGAAAGUCCAAGGAUAUGAUGAAGAAUGGCUUCCUGUGGAUGUGCCAAAAGGUCAUUUUGUAGUGUAUGUGGGGAAAAAUAGAAGCAGAUAUAUUGUUCCAAUUUCAUUCUUGACAAGACCUGAAUUCAGGAACCUUCUUCAAAGUGCUGAAGAUGAAUUUGGGUUUGAUCAUGACAUGGGACUCACCAUUCCUUGCGAAGAAUAUGUUUUCCAAGGGUUAAUGUCUAGCAUGUUGUUAUGGACAUUUAUAUGCAUCUUUAAAACCUUAUUAGGAAAAACUCAGAAAAAAUACUAA